AUGAAAAGAAAUCCUCUCUUAGAUUCAUUACAGAAUAUUGAAACAAUGCAAGAGCCUUCCCCAGAAUAUCAUGCUUCUUACCUAUUUAAAGAGGAAGAAAGCAAAGAUGUACCUUCAACACCGCAAAGAAGAGGCCGCCCUCCUAAAAUAAGAGAUGGAAUUGCUCAGCCCAGAGCUCCGAGGCAGCCUAGAGGCACUGGAAAGCGGGGAAAACGCGCCAAAAAGAAUCCAGUUCCAGAAGUUUCUUAA
Messenger RNA from Blepharisma stoltei, 249 nucleotides. NCBI's taxonomy places the organism in Eukaryota, Ciliophora, Heterotrichea, Heterotrichida, Blepharismidae. The record is from the annotation of a GenBank genome assembly.